Molecule: messenger RNA, 2879 nt
Organism: Fusarium odoratissimum NRRL 54006
Lineage: Eukaryota; Fungi; Ascomycota; Sordariomycetes; Hypocreales; Nectriaceae
Exons: 2
Coding region: 402-1082 (226 amino acids)
Molecular function (GO): acyltransferase activity, transferring groups other than amino-acyl groups
Source: RefSeq, a predicted model, not a curated record
GAUUGAGGUGCAUCUGGACUUGAAUGGAGACACCGAGAGAGUAAGCUUGUCAUUAAGGACUAAGCUUGUUGGUGGUAAAGUUUUGCUGCAUUGGGACACCGAAGGCGUUUGGAGUCUUCAAUAUUUCGGGUAUCACGGCUUCAGCUGAAGACAAGCGUCGAUUGUGUUGCCGGUUUAAUCCCGCGGGCCAAGACUUUUUCGACUUGGAGAGCACGUGUCUUCCAAUGACUCUUCUAAGUCUGGGUAUUCGAAUUCUGCCUCUUUCUUUCUCUUGUGACCUAUCUCUUCUUUUCGGGCCGUCGCUGUAAAGGGUGUUGUUGCAUUCGCUUAUACGCAAGGUUGUCGCAUUCUUUGCGCGCGCAUCAUACGUCAACUUCUCACCUCACUCUUCAAACAUCACCAUGUCAGAACCAACAGAACCGCCACCUCUGUCAAUCGAGGUCCUAACCGACCCAAAAGAAAAGAAGGAUGCUCUCAAACUCAUCGCCGACAGUGUCGCGCAACAGCGUCAAACAGCAUCACGCGCCAUGAUCUUCCACCCCAUUCCCCUCUCUGUCUUUGUAGCCAUUCUUGCGAUCGCACACUAUGGCGCGGGCAUAGGCAAGGACAUCAGCACCAUGCUGAUCAUCUACCCCGGUAUUAUACUCACAUACCUCGUCGCAAUUCGAUACUUCACCAGUGCGUACAUUCGCAUCGCUGAAGAGACGAAUUGGCUUGACUGGAUGAAGAAGGAUGGUGUUGAGGAUACCAUCAUCGGGGCGCGGUUCGGGAAGGACAUCAUCGCUGCAGUGGUCCUUCGACUGGAGAAGAGCAACAAGGCUGCCUUCAUUCGUGCAUGGACGACGAGGGCGCGGUACAGACGUCGAGGACUUGGUGGGGAUAUGUUGCGUGAGAGUGUCAAGAUUGCGAAGCAGAAGUUGGGCAAGGGGUGCACCGUUGAGUUUGCGCAAGAUCAUGCAAACAGCGAGAUGCCUCUCCAUGAGCUCUUCAAUGCUCCUUUCCUUGCGCGACAAAUGAAAGCGAAGAAGGCGCUCAGUGCAGCACUGAAGGACUGGGAUGAGGGAAAAGAGGGACCUCAAUAGCGACGAGAGUUGAGUAUGCAUAAAAGUAAUAUAUUCUUCAUACUGCAUGCGACGGUGCGCGAUGCGAUCCUAUCUGCUUGACUGAAGUCCGGUCAACUACAACCACCCGUACCACUGUGACUAUUCCGCUCAGAGUGCGCGCAACCGGUUUCGUCUUUCCAAACCGGCGCCUCAAAAUAGCAAAAGCUGAGAUUACACCAGCAAUGGAGCCAGGGUUCUCUCCCUCGCUGCCACUUUCAGCCGUCCAGCUUCACGUUUGAUGGUACAGUGACACAGCAGUAUAGUUUAUGGCCAUUCAGUGUACAGGCCGUCUAUCACCUUGGUGUCUCGCAAGCCAACCGCCGUCAUCCUCAGCGCAUUUGAUGAUUUACAGUUUGGAAGUGAUGCUCAUCUUUAUUCGCCGAGUGCAGUGCCGAAAUGAACAAUGCAACAUAGCCAAAUGCCGACGACCAUGGGCCAUCGCUCUUGUCGCUGCCCUUAAAUACUAUAAUAACAGCAAGAUCUCCCGAAAUUGCAUCUCAAACAAAUACGGCCUGCUCCUCGUGUCUUCGCCAGUGUUUUCUGUUGUACCUGGAUGAAUGCGACCGUCGAUGUUGUGGGCUUCUGGAUAUCAUCUGCAAGUGUCACUAAGGACGACGACCCUGCAAAUGCAAUCCCUGGGUACGAAUGCUUCCAGCAACAUGUGCCCAAGACUGUGCAUUGAAUCGAGAAAGUUCUGAAAUCGAUCGUUUGACAUAUUGCUGAGCAGGAUGCUCAACGACAGGAGACGCAACAGAGAAGCAUGUAUAAGCAGCAACUCUACGUACUACUGCAACCAAGACAGCUCACAUCCCCGAAAUGCCUUAUGACAUCCAUCUAUCUUAGCGCUUUCUCUCUCUCUCUCUCCUAGUUAGGUUGAGUAUUCCAAUGUUGAGCAACCUCGAUGUGGAUGGUGAUCUUAGUUACGACAGAAGCCCUCCGACCGAGGCCAACAGGGCAGGCUUGUGAAUGGGACCCGGUGCUCCAAAGGCUGCCACUGACUAGAUUGAUGCUUUUACAUCUUUGCACCCUCUGUCGUAAGCUCUCGAAGCCUUCAGCUCGCUGGACAUCCGGGAGUUGUGAGCAACCAUCACGAACGAAGCGGCCCCCAGCCAUACUCUGCAGGCAUAUUGCCAUCACACAGCAUCGGCAUUCUCGCCAAACCCGAGUUUUUAUUAAUCAUUAUUCUGCAUCAAAUGUGGUCAACCAACACCUUUCGUGGUCGCUCAGCAUGUUGAUCAACUGGGCCUCUAGUCGAUCAUGUAGAUACGCGAACACGAUCAACCAAGAUCGUCGAGAUCAGAACCACAGCACGUUGCAUCGUGCGAUCAAACUAAUGCAAACUCCAAUGUUUCACAUAAAAUGUCAAUCGCGUACCACCAACCUUUCUCUCAUUCCGUAUUCCCCGUUCACCUCAUCACCGAUCUUAUACCCGCGUUGCAGGAAUGCCAACGACGGGCCGUGAGGGAUGGCACAGCCCGCACACCGGGGCCUCUCCAUUCUGCUAGUAUCUGCUCUAGAAUGAUUUGGAGACUUGCGCGAUCAAGGGAGGCUCAAAUAAAACAUUUACUGGAGCAUCUGUAGCGGGUUCCAGGUGAUAAUUCCCUUCACAUUCCAGUGUUGUUUCAUCACAGCUUGUUGGGAUCAUAAUGACUAAAAGAUCUGGUAAACGGAUUCGCUGUACUCGUUAUGAUUCGUGUAAAUAUUAUGGUAAGAAAUGGUGAACCCAUAUAAGCUAUUUUCGGGCUCCAGAUGUCUCUCGAUGUGGUGCUUCAUGUC